AUGAGUACAGGGAAACCAUCAACACCUGUUGCGUCACCUAAAGCGGUAGCAUCAAAUACAAAAACUCCAUCUCCACCAAAUUCAACAACAAAGAAAAGAUUAUCAUUACGAACACCAGAUCAUUAUAAGUCUCCACUUUAUCAUGGUGUUACAUCACCAUUUGGUGGUUUAAAUUCAAAGAGUUCUGGGAAUCAUUUAGAAGAUAGUCACGAACGUAAAUCAAAAUUACAAAAAACUCCUCAAUAUUUUUCAUCUGCUAGAAAAUUAUUUGAUUCAUCCCCCACCCAUAAUGACGAGACUGAUGUCACGUCGAUAAGUUCACAACUCAAAAUGAAUUUAAGCAAUGCAUUGGGAAAAUUACAACAUAAUAAUAACGACCAUAAGAUAACAUUUACCGAAUUGAAAUUUGAUUCAGAUACUUCUCCAACCAAAAAACAGAAAAAUGAUUUAGGUGCAUGGACUCCAUCUAAUUCAACUAAAAGAACCAAUCUUAAUUUGAGGACACUAGAAACUCAAAAUUCACCCCCUUUCAAGAGUGAUGCAGUUUUGCAACAAUCACCAAUUAUAUUUCAUGAAAGUGAAGAGAAAAUACCAUCACCAGAUGAAGAAUCAAGUGCUCACAAUGCUUUAUUAGCUGCUUUAUCACGACAACAACGUAGAAAAUCAAGAUCAAGUUUUAAUAAUGGAUCAAAAAGAAAAUCAAUCGAUGAUACAUUACUGAAAGAUAUUAAAUUACCACCAUUAAAUAUUACAUUUGAAAAUCAACAACCUCCUAAAAAUGAACAAGAUGCUGUGUUAUCAUUAAUGUCAUUAUCUUCUCCACAACAAGUUAAAUUUUCACAUUCUAGAAGUCAAAGUUUAAAUGGUAAUGUAUCUCCAAUUUCACGAGCUUCUUCAGUUCAUUCACCAAAUAAGCAAAUUCCUCCUAUAUUACCACCAUUAUCAAAAAUGAUUAAAAGAAAUUCAAAUACAAAUAAUAACUCAAAUUUUCAAAAAGAUGAUGAUGAAACAGAUUUUGAAGCAAAUUCAACUGAUGAAACAGAUGAUGAGAAAUGA
This is a messenger RNA of Insectozyma verbasci, 1056 nucleotides long. The record is from the annotation of a GenBank genome assembly. Lineage: Eukaryota; Fungi; Ascomycota; Pichiomycetes; Serinales; Debaryomycetaceae.